ACUACAUAGAGGAGGGGCGGGUGAACAUGGAAAGAAAGCCUACUUCGAAUUGAAAGCUGGAGGCGGGUUGAGUUUAAACACCAAUUAAAUUACACAGACCGAGAAGGUCUGGAGAAGAUUCACAGCAUUAUCGAUCAACGUUCCCACGUUUACAAAAUUGAAAAAGAGCCUUUAGUUUGUCCUGACAGUGUUCGCUCGUAUAUGGUAGGUAGUCUGUUUAGAAAGGAGAGAUGAGUCUUGGAUCCUGAUUGGAGUUGGCAAGCGCGCUCCACUACUGUAUCCAGUCUUUCAACUCCUCUCUCCCCGAAACCAGGAAAUCAUCGAGGUGUGCUUAUCUUUAUCCUGCUUGUGGAUCGUAGGCUAUCCCUUUACGUGUAUAUAGAUGUGUAUCUUGCCGAUAUCGUCGUUUUUAUUUUAUUUUUUUGUUUUUGAACCCCGGGCUUAGAUCUGAGGCCGAAAAAACUGCAUCGGAUAGGAUCUCCACUCUCUAACAAUGAGUGAGUCCAGCAUCUGCCAGGCUCGGGCCACGGUGAUGAUCUAUGAUGAUGGGAAUAAGAAGUGGCUCCCGGCAGGAACUGGGACUCAGAACUUCAGCAGGGUCCAGAUCUACCACAACCCCUCUACUAACGCCUUCAGAGUGGUGGGACGCAAGAUGCAGACAGAUCAACAGGUGGUGAUUAACUGUCCGAUUGUGAAAGGCCUGAAGUACAAUGAGGCCACGCCCAACUUCCACCAGUGGCGGGAUGCACGGCAGGUGUGGGGGCUCAACUUCGGCAGUAAGGAGGAUGCUGCCCUCUUCGCCAACGGAAUCGCCCACGCACUGGAAGUGCUCAGUUCCCUGUCAGACGCAGGUUACGCUACCCUCCCGCGCCCAGUGUCAAAUGGACCCUCCCCAGAGGAACUGGAACAGCAGAGGAGGCUGGAGCAGCAGAGGCUGGAGCAGCAGAGGCUGGAGCAGCAGAGGCUGGAGCAGCAGAGGCUGGAGCAGCAGAGGCUGGAGCAGCAGAGGCUGGAGCAGCAGAGGCUGGAGCAGCAGGAGACAGAGCGUCAGGAGAGAGAGAGGCAGGAGAGAGAGAGACAAGCUGCAGCAGUGCCCGCUGCAUCGUUGGCUCCCCCAGCACCUCCGGGCCCUCCUCCACCCCCCGGCCCCCCUCCAUCUGGGCCCCCUCCACCCCCGGGACCUCCUCCCCCAGGACCCCUGGCCACAGGAUCAGGACCCCCGCCCGCCCCACCACUGCCCUCCCCGGGAGGAGAUGGGGGUCUAGGGGGUGGUGCAGGGGGCCUGGCGGCAGCCUUAGCCGGGGCCAAGCUCCGCAGAGUGGCCAAGGAGGAUAGUGGUGCUGCUGCAGCACCGGCUGCCAAGCCUGAUCAAAGUCGCACCAGUGCCUCCAUCGGUGGUGGUGGUGGUGGAGGAGGCUUGAUGGGUGAGAUGGCAUCCAUCUUGGCACGGAGGAAAAAAAUGGCAGACGGUGGGGCUAAGCCACCUGCUAAAAUGGCAGAUAAUGAAUACUCAGAGUCCCAAGGCCAAAGUGACACUCUUGGACGAAGACCGUGGGAGAAAUCAGCCACUAUGCCAAGGAAUCACUCCAUCUCCAAGAGCAUGGACUCCACCUCUCCCUUGUCCCAAGGUCCCAGGGUGAAGCAAGCAGGUGUUAAUAAUGAUGCUGGAGGUGGUGAAGAGACCGAUAUUGAGAGGAUUAAACAGGAGAUUCUUGAUGAGAUGCGGAAGGAGUUACAAAAAGUCAAGGAGGAGAUAAUCGAAGCCUUUAUUGAGGAGCUACAGAAGAGGGGCUCCACAUAGUUCUGCUAGUGUGGCGGGAGGAACGGAGGGAUAGAAUGGAUAGAGGAGGUUAUGGCCCUGUGUGGACCUCUCCCCCAUCACCCCCUCCAGUGUACCCCAGGGAUGUUUCUUCCUCACAUACCUACAUAAAUGCAUUUUAAUUGUACCUUAACCCAGGGAACCGAUUUUUAACAACCACAUCCAAACAAAGGACUAGAUCACCUGCUGCGUUGAUACCAGCUCUCCUCGCUCAUCCCUCCUUGUCUCAACUUUUCCUUCAUUUCAUGACAACCACUGCAGAGCACAUAAUCACGGCUGUUGUUGCUCUUACUCCUUGUCAUGUACAGUUGUAUUUCCCCCCCCCCACAUGUAUCUGUCCCAUAGAAAUCGUGCUCCUAUUAACUCCCUUCGUCAGACAGACCAUUGUAUUUACUGGGCUAUUCAGUAAUCAGGGAAGAUCAUAUCAUUCAUUCUUGUUACUGUAAUGGCAGAGUGGAUGGUUGGCACAACCUGGCACAACUUCAACCUCAUACGGCCUUCAAAUAAAAACUUUUAGAUAGGCCUAGCUUUCAAGGGUUAUGUUGUCUUGGCCUAUUUUGAGAAUGUGGGAGGACCCUACCAGAUUGUUCAUGGACCCUGUGGUUGAUGGCUUUCAUCCACAGCACACACUGCUCCCUGCAGGCCUGGUGCACAAUGGCGAGAGCUUAUACUGCCUUGAAGCAAAGUCUACCGCUCCCAAGUGGACUGUUCUGUCAAUGGCCAAAAUAGAGAGACUACGCAAACUUCAAUUCUACAGACUUGGAGAAGUCAGAGGAGACGCAAAGGGAAUGUGAUGGACGACUGCCCGGAGUGCUGUGAGAGAGGAGACUGCUGUGGUUCUGUGCUAUGGAGGGAAUCCUUGUUCUUUCUGCAAUGUACUUGGCCUAGAGAAAGUGAAUUUUGUGUGCCACUCUCUGUGCCACACACUCAUCUUUACCUUCUGCUCAAAACAAGACACUAAUUAUUGGCCAAUGCAGUUGUCCUAAACUGUACUGUUUUCAUUUUUAGGUAUGUUUUCUAACUACAUUGAAAUAUUUUUUUAAAAUCCUUAACUAUGUCAAUUGGCCAUGACCAACUGCCUUGGAGAAUAGAUAUUUGUUUUGAGGGAAAAUAUUAGCAAACCUGAAUUGCUGUUUCUAUUUUAAUUUGAGGUGAAUGGGAAUUGUUUUGAUUGUUUUCUUUUUAAGAUAAUAUUUUGGGUUACUGUUUUUUUCCUAAUAGAGUUUAAGCUUUUUACACUGAAAUACAAAUAAAACAUUGUAGAGACACUGGAUUAGAGAUGCCUUUUAUAGUCAAAUACACUUCUUGUAACGCGA
This is a messenger RNA of Oncorhynchus keta (chum salmon), 3135 nucleotides long. RefSeq names its product vasodilator-stimulated phosphoprotein-like. The transcript has 14 exons. Gene Ontology annotation, biological process: neural tube closure; axon guidance; positive regulation of actin filament polymerization. Gene Ontology annotation, molecular function: profilin binding; SH3 domain binding. Lineage: Eukaryota; Metazoa; Chordata; Actinopteri; Salmoniformes; Salmonidae. The record is from RefSeq and is a predicted model, not a curated record. The coding region runs from base 494 to 1801 and encodes 435 amino acids.